Oryzias latipes (Japanese medaka) is the source of this 3356-nucleotide messenger RNA. Its product is annotated as zinc finger BED domain-containing protein 4. Lineage: Eukaryota; Metazoa; Chordata; Actinopteri; Beloniformes; Adrianichthyidae. Gene Ontology annotation, molecular function: protein dimerization activity. The record is from RefSeq and is a predicted model, not a curated record.
GAAAAAGGAAACGAAACUCCCGUUCAUUGUUUUCUUCCUAGUCCAAUUGGAAGCCUAGCCCGUGCGCCUCCGUGGAGCGAACGGCUCUGCCUAACCGACACUUGCGUCCAAAACGGCGGAUGCGAGCGCAGACGGCACGGAUGUGGCUCCUCCGAUGAACCGUUAUUAUCGGUCGGUUGUUCAUCCUAAAUGCGAGUCCUUCUCUAAAUCCCAUUUGCUCGCUCUCUUGGUUGCGUUUCCGGCGCGUGAAACACCGGACUGGGACGUAAACACGCCGGCCUGCGCUCAUGCUCCGAGGCGAGGUGAAAAUGGCAAGAUCGAGUCCAACUGUAAGGCGUGCGGCACCAGAAUCCAGGCGAAACGCAGCGUCACGUCCAACUUCGUUACGCAUCUUAAGCGCAAACACCCAGUUAUGUAUGAUGACUUUGUGAAAAGGAAGGAUAUGAAGAGAGAGGGUUAUUCCUCCGCUUCCCUGCACAGUUUCACCAAUGGAGGAAGCACCCGCCACCCUCUCCCCAUCAGUGCUGGGGUCGGAGGAGGGAGCGUUGGAGGGAUGGGAACUCUAGAGGGAGGAGUAGGUGGAGGAUCUGGGGGAAGAAUAACCAAGUUUGAUAAACAUGACCCACGACAGGUCCUGAUCUCUGAGGCGAUUGCUAAAAUGAUUGUGCGGGACCUGCAGCCUGUGUCCAUAGUGGAAAAUCAGGGCUUCAGAGAGUUGCUUCAACUUUUGGAGCCACGUUAUACCCCCGAGUCGCAGCGCUACAUCCAGAGCCAGCUCCUCCCAGCAUAUGCCUACCAGGCCCAGCUGGCGACCCAUCAGGCCUUGGCAUCUGCACAGGCUCUCAGUCUCAGCUUAGAUCUCUGGACGGGCUCGUGUGCAGCUGCUUCAGGGUACCUUGGAGUCACCUGCCAUUUCUUGUCAUCUGAUUGGCAGAUGCACUCAUCUCUCCUGGCGUGCCUUCCGCUGACCGGAGGCAGCUCUUGCAGCCGUGUGCUUGUAGAUUUUGAGGAGGUGUGUCACUCUCACGGAGUGUCGGGGAGAGCAUUUCGUGUGGUUGCAGACCCAGGUUCAGCAACAACACUGGCGACAACAAAAAGGCCAUGCUGUCUCCCUGGUUUCUUGGUUUCUCCUCUUCUCUCCAAUGGACAUUAUGGAAGCAAUGAAGGAAUGAUGGACAAUGAUGAGGACACGAAAAGAGGAAUCAGGAAUGGUCACAGUGAACGUGGAGAUGAAGGAGGCCAUGAUGAGUCGUGGGAGCAGGGUUUGGGUGUUUCCCGGGUAGACUGCUUCUCCCGCUCCUUGGAAGAGUGUAUUCGGGUGGGGCUGGGCUCCUGCAUACAGAUCUCCUCUACGCUGACCAAGGCUGCCCGCUUCUACAACUACAUAACGUCUGCUGUGCCUCCUGAGAAACUCAGCCAAGUGUUUGAUGGGUUGAUGACUGGGGGUGCAGAAACAACCCCCCAUGCUGUGUGGGACUGGGCUGCACAACUAAAGGUCCUUCGACGGCUUCUGGACUCAGUGGAUUUCCUGGAGGAGAUGAGUGGUCCUGGAGAAAUGGCUUUGGAUGGAGCAGAUAGAGCCCUGCUGCGGGAACUCUCUGACACCUUGGAGCCCUUCACUGAGGCCUGGGAUAUGGUACGUGGAGACAGAGGGUCAGAAAUCCAGGCAGACAGACAUGUUUCCAUCAGCCUGGCUCUGCCCUGUGUCCUUGGCCUUCGUAAGCAUCUCUCUGAGACUUCAACCCCCCACUGUCCUCCCCUUCUGUUGGGCCUAAGCCAGGCUGUGGAGCGUUACUUAGCUCCAAUUCUAGAGGACCCCCUCUAUAUUGCUGCAACUACGUUAGACCCCCAGUUUAAGCUGACGUGGAGCAGUAACCCAGACUGGCACAGACAAGUUCUCAUAGAAGAGUUAUCGAAAUAUUCUACUGCCUCCAGCCCAGUAGAUCCCAACACAGACAUUCACACUCAGUCCCAGACUCUUCCUGUUCCGGCACCAUCUCCGGUGUCCUCUCUUUCUCGGCCCUGUAAGUUGUUUUCUUUCAUCAAGCAGAGACCUGCGACGCAGGCCAAGAGUCUAGAGCAGGAGCUGGCCGUUUACCUACACGAGGAACCCACCGACGAAGAAGCUCUGCAUUACUGGUGCCGUAAAGCCAUUGACUUUCCUUUGCUCACCCAGGUGGCCAAAAGAGCGCUGACCAUACCCGCUUGCGGCACAGUGGUGGAGAGCAUUUUCACCACAGCUGCACACCUGCUGCUCCCAGAGAGAGGUUGUGUCUUACCGAAGAACCUGGAGACACUCAUCUACCUCAAAGCCAACCACAGAUUGUUGUGGACAUAGAGUUAAGCUUUAAUCUGAAUAAUAACUGGAGAAUUUUUCACUGGCAGUCAAGUGACUUGUUGGAUACAAACCUCUGUUUCUCCUACAACCGAGCCCAAAAUACUGCAGAUAAUUUGUUACAAGGCUAAACCCACUACAAUUUUCCUCCUUGAGAUGGGUGACUGGAUUUAAAAUGCUGUUUGAGAAGCAAAAAUCAGCAAAAAUCAAUACUAUAAUAUUCACCCGGAAAUUUCUUUGCCAUAUUUGAGCUUCUAGACAACAAUAUAAUCUUGUUUUGUUUUUUUAGGACAGCUUCUGUCUACACCCACCAGAAACCAGUGAUAACUGAUGGUCAAUCGCUCUGUACAUGUCGCUUAUUUUCAUUUAUGUACAGGAUGCCCCAAGGCUGCCAUUACUUCUUUCAAUGUCUUUUUGAUGGAUUGCAUCAGCUGCUCAGCAAUAUUUUAAAUCAUUUUUUCACUGUACAUGUGUGGCUCGUCACUGAGACAUUUAAAUAAACACCAAGCACUUCUUCACGCUGUUUGACCUGAAAUCUGCUUCAAAUUUGAUUUUUUUCUUUCUUCUAGUUGUCUUAUGUUAAAAGCCAGAUCUAUUUCAUGUUUUUUAUUUCUCAUCUUUCCCCCUUUUUUAAAACAGAAAAAAAAUGAAUUUGACCCUGCGUUUGCAACAGAGAACUUGUCACUGGAGAAAAGAAAUGUGGCUCAGACUGACCUCACAGCAGUAUUAGAGGCUUUUUUUGUAGUUUUUUUUUGCCGGGCAUGACUUUGAAGUGAUGCAGUGAAUGCAGCAUUGUGUUUGUCUUCUAUUCUGGAACUGGGGGUGGGCCAUUUGGGAGGAAGGGUAAUUGUAAUAAUUCCAUUAAAGUAAAAUUUGAGUCAGCAGGCUGGCAGCUAUUACAACCGAUAGGGCAGAUCUUUUUCAUUUUUUAAUUUUUUUUUAAUCCAUCCACUAGGCUUUACAAAGCAUAUUCGCUGAUGCUGAGAAGUUAACAGCAGAAAAUAAACACAUUUCAUAAUUA